AUGCCGAACUUCUUGAGCCACACGCUCUUUUUUCCGGAUCCACCUUUCCCUCUAGGAGACGAUCCUGCCGGCGGCAGUGGGGACCGGGCUUUUGGGGAGCAGGCUGCCACUCAGCCUGGACGGCAGGUGCAGGUGCAGGUGCAGCCGGGACGUCCCUGCUGGCCCUGUGCGGAUGGACACUUUUUAAGAGACAGGACUGAGCCUCCGGUUCAUUUCUGCUCCACUGAUGACAACAGCAGUGGUGAACUUUUUCACUGCUCCAAAGGGGAUGUGAAGUCUGGAAAGAGCCGAGUGAAAGAAUAUCUAACAGACAAAAGGAACUUGUCAGAAGACAAGAAACCGCAAAGGACGCAACUCAGCUCUUUUCAAAAGAUGGACCUGAACUUACAGCCAGAAACGAUAGAAAGAGCUGAAGACACUUUUCCAGAAGAACCAAGUGGAGUAUUUCCGUAUCUGGAUUUUCUUCCCUCUCCAUGCAAUACCCUGGACUUGCACAGAUUCACCCUCCCAGAGCCCGAGGGCUGGAAAGUGACAGGCUCUCCAGCAAAGUGUGCUCUGGAGCGUUUGAUACCUCGUUUACUGGCGAUGGACCAACCGCAGUAGAUGGCCAUUCAGAAAGAAAGGCUGAGAGCACAGCCUGCCGUCUGUACUCCCGUAGCCACCCAGUGGCCCUCUGCCUCCAGAGCCGAACCCACGAGACGGCCCAACCCCUCUGACGCUUUGCGUCUCCAGGCAACUUGGGAUAAAAGUCACGAAAAAAGGAGAAACAAUGCUGGUUCCUGAACGCUGGAGCACAAUGCUUCCAAGUGGAAUUGGCGUGGCGCUGACAAAUACCAGUGGGCGUCUAGACCCUCUGAAAACUCAUCGACUACAAAACCGGUGGUUGCCGCUGGUGAUGACGUUAAGAAUCCCAAAAGCUGCACUCUGAGUCCACGCCAAGAGCGCGCAGGCAGGCCGGCCGUGCAGGCCCCUCGGUUGCUGGUUGAACCGGUCGCCACCGGAUGGCUGCCACCGAAGUCGCCUACAGCAGUUUCACCUAUACACCUGUCGUUCGCUGAAAAUCAGAGGGAAGAAAUUAAGGGGCCAAGGACCAAAAAGAAACUUUACUGAAAAAACAGGGCGGAGGAGGCCCUCUCCUUCGGAGACAGUGAAGAGCGGGCAGCCAGGGAGGAGCGCCCCACCGCCACCAGGGUAUGGCGACACCUGCAUCGGGCAUUUAGCCACGGCCCUGGGGGCGGGGAAUCCCUCUUGUGCUCCAGUCACCAGGCGCGAGCACAAUACCCUCUGCUCCUGCUGGAUUAG
This is a messenger RNA of Phacochoerus africanus (Common warthog), 1302 nucleotides long. It is a transcript of the gene FAM217A, whose product is annotated as family with sequence similarity 217 member A. Lineage: Eukaryota; Metazoa; Chordata; Mammalia; Artiodactyla; Suidae. The record is from RefSeq and is a predicted model, not a curated record.